Messenger RNA from Spodoptera littoralis (African cotton leafworm), 894 nucleotides. The record is from the annotation of a GenBank genome assembly. NCBI's taxonomy places the organism in Eukaryota, Metazoa, Arthropoda, Insecta, Lepidoptera, Noctuidae.
AUGACUGAAAACGACACUGCACGGAGCAUCGAGCUGGGCGACGACAGCGACCAUACGUCUGAGGUUGAGAAUGCCAAAGAACAGUCACCGGGAGCAAGUAAUGCCGCUGGUAGCAGUCGGAAUACGCCACCAGCGCCACCACCGCCACCACCGCCACCACCGCCUGCACCCGAUGCUGAAGCUGGCAACAUAUUCGAUGAAAUUCUCCAAUACUUCGCGAAGCAAUAUCCUGCACAGCGUUUUCCUCCCGAUGUUGCGCGCCUUGUCGACAGGUGUCGCCGGGAGGCAAGUAGAUUGGUUGCGAGUGCCAACGCACAGUCUACGGGAUCAAGUUACGUCGCGGGCAGCAAUCAGAAUGAUGCUGUACAUGGUUCACCACCACCACCACCGCCACCACCACCGCCACCGCUACCGCCACCACCGCAGGCACGGCCGCUACCGCCGCCACUAGACCGGAUGCGACUGAUAACCGCUAGCCCACCGCUACAUGUCAAACAGCCGUCAGACUAUAAGAGCUCAGAAAUAUCGCUCCGCGAGUUAUUAAGGAAUCGCGAGAGAACCAGAGGCAUGCCUCCAGUUACGGGAGAUGAUUUGACACUAGUCGAGUUAAGUAAAUUUUUGUACGAACUCGAAAAGGUGAAGCUCUAUCAUGAGAGUGAGAUACAGACGCUACUGGAGGUAGGACGACUCCAACAUGUUCACCAAUACACUGUGCUGUUAGAGCAAUCGUUAAGGACGAUACUGGGAGACGUACAUGAAGCACGGAUGCGACAACCAAAUCAGGAAUCUGGGAUGCGACGACUCGAAUUUGUUCGCGAAUACUUCGAGUUGUUACAUGAAUUGAAUACUGUUACUCAACGCAUUACUGCUGAAAUAGCACAGUAUCGACAGUAA